UUUGCUAUGGCAAGUUUCAAACACUUUCGAAAAUCACAGAAAACAGAAUUGUCAAGAAAUUAUGAAUAUUAGAAAGAAAUUACAAAGUUAUGUCAUCAUGUAUAAGAGCGUUAUUACAUAUUGCUGUAUCUAUUGUUAUUUUUGUGCUUCACUCUGACGAGGUAUCCUUAAAUGGGUAUUACACAUCCAACUUAAAGAAAUACAAUCUAGUAGUGCCACAUAAAUUGACAAAGCGUGGAGAAUUUUUAACUUUUCAUAUACCGCAGUUCUUCAAACAUAAUUUUUUUCGCUCGAGGAAGAAGAGGUCAUUGGAUGAUGAUGAAGCUGUGAACUAUGGAAUAAGAUUUUUAAAUAAGAAUUAUCAUGUGACACUAUGGCCCAAUCAUGAUUUCGUUUCUCCUGAUGCAGUAACCGAAAGUAGAAGACCGAAUGAGAAAAUAAGAAAGAGGGAUAUCAACAAGGUUAACACCGAAAAGCUCUGCCAUUUUAGUGGUAUUGUGAGAAAUAUCCCAGAUUCAAGAGUCGCCUUUUCGACUUGUGAUGGUUUGGCUGGCUUUAUGACAAUCGGUGAUAAAAUGCUGUUCAUCGAGCCUCUUAAGGAUCAUCGAGCAAACAAGUAUGGACACCAUCUCCAUUUAGUGUACGAAGAGGAAGAUAAAAUCAGGGGUAAAAAGAAAUGUGGAACAACCAACGACUGGAAGAGAUCGUGGAAAGAAAAUCUAAAAAGACGCGCCUUACGUAAUUUCCGUUCGAGAAAUCGUAGAAGAGAUACAAAAAGUUUGGACGAUGUAGACAGGUAUCUGGAACUGCUGAUUGUUUGUGACAAGAAAUUCGUCAAUUUUCAUAAGCGUAUUCACGAGAUCGAGAAUUAUAUUCUGACCGUCAUCAAUAUGGUAUCCGAGUUGUUUCGUGAUCCAAGCAUUGGUUUCGACAUAGACUUACAAGUGGUGCGAAUCAUUUACUUGGAGAAGGAGCAAGAGGAGGUUGACUUGGCUAUAUCGAAUCAUGCGAAUAACACUCUCGAAAGUUUCUGCAACUGGCAGAAGAAGAUAAAUCCUUUGGACAUAAAGAACCCAAAUCAUCAUGAUAUAGCAGUGCUUGUUACCAGGCAUGACAUUUGUGAAGGAAACUCUUCUUCUGAUUGUGGUAUUAUGGGAUUGUCAUAUAUCGGAGCACCUUGUAUAGAAGAGAAAUCCUGUGUUAUCAGCGAGGAUACUGGCCUUAUUCUUGGUUACGUUAUGACUCAUGAACUCGGUCAUGUAAUGGGAUGUGCCCAUGAUGAUCCAGAAGAAUCAGGAUGCAAAGCGAAAGACAAAGAUGGCUCAUACUUCAUCAUGUCUCCUGUUGUGCAUGUACAUACACUUCGCUGGUCGCCAUGCAGCAGGGCGUUCAUCGAGGAUCUAUUUGAAAACGAGUUGGGAGAAUGUCUAUUCGAUAAACCAGAAGUCUCCCUAUAUAAGCAGACUAAUAUUUUACCAGGAGUUAUAUACGAUGGUCAAGCACAAUGCGAAAUGAGUUUUCCUGGAUCGCGAUUAGAAACCACUAAUGAAGAAACGUUUUGUGAGCAGCUUUUCUGCAGGGUCAACGGUUCCUUAUGUGUUAGUACUGGCGAAACUGUGGUGGACGGUACCAAAUGUGGAGAAAAUAAGUGGUGUUUUCAAACCAAAUGCAUCGAAGCUGGACAACGACCAAAAGCAGUAAAUGGAGGUUGGAGCGAAUGGAGUCCACCUACAACCUGCUCAAGAACUUGCGGUGGUGGUGUUACCAUGAGCGAAAGGCAAUGUAACAAUCCUAUUCCCGCAAAUGGUGGACGCUACUGUAUUGGAGAAUCGCAGAAAUUUUGGAUUUGUAAUACGGAACCAUGUCCUCCGGGUGAUCCUACUUUUCGAGACGUCCAGUGUGCCGAAGGAAAUACAAAAUCAUCCGAAGGACCAUGGAGGGCCUACUUCAAAGAUGAUGAGCCAUGCGUUUUAUUUUGUAUGAAUGAUGAGGGUAUAAUACGGAAAAUACAUCCUCGUGCCAAGGAUGGCACACCUUGCAAACCUGGCACCCAGGAUACUUGUAUUUCCGGAAAAUGUACGAAAGUUGGGUGUGACUUCUUGAUUGGUUCAGAUGCAGUUGAUGAUAUAUGCGGUAUAUGCAAUGGAGACGGUACAGAAUGUGAAAUAAUAGAAAAUUUUUACAAUCAUACUGGACAAGAUUAUGAAGAAGUAGCCCUAAUUCCCGCAGAAAGUAGAAAUAUAAUGUUUGAAGAGUUGGGCACGUCACCUAACAUUAUAGCUGUGAAAGAUACAAAAAGUAAUCGGUUUCUGCUGAACGGGGAUCACAAAGAAUCUCCAGAUAUAACAAUGUCUAUCGAUGGACAUGAAGCCUUAUACAGACAUCCAGAACCUGAUAGAGAAUUAUUAGUAAUAAAAGGACCUUUGGCAACUCACAAACUAUUAUAUGUUUGUUUCUUCAAACCAUUCACCGUUGGAUACAAAUACCGAUACGCAAGAAUGAUAACGGAUACCCGAAGAAUAGGCAUGUAUCAUUGGGAGGUACUUGAAUACGAAAAAUGUUCGGCGAAUUGUGAAGGUGGUAUUCAAGAACCCAUAAUAGGAUGUGUAGAAGAGAAGCAAGGAAAAGUUAGUCCUCGUUACUGUAAACACAUUAAGAGAAUAACAACAGAAGCAAGAAAGUGCAACGAACAUCCAUGUCGCACAAGAUGGCGAAUUGGAAAAUGGGGCAAAUGUCACGCAUGCGCCUUCCAAUCUGGGGUGAGAACCAGACAUGUGGAGUGCGUGAAAGAAUCGCCGCAUCCAGGUGCGGAAGAAAAUUUGGUGGAUGAUAACGAGUGCAGCGGUCCUAUACCGGCGUCAAAAGAACUAUGCAACGCUGUGAAAGUUUGCAGAUGCCGCAGAAGGACAACCCUAGGAAUCCCUAACCGACAACUCAGAGACGUGUGGAGACAAUUAAAAAAACUGAAUGCUAUUAAGAAAAAAGUUCGAAGGCAAGAUGACAUAGAUUCUCUACGCGAAAUGGAAGCCAAGAUUCUUAAUUGUGAAGAAAUACCUGAGGAUUUGGAAACUUUAACAGAAAAGUCGGAGAAAGAUUCGAAAUGUUCGCAAUCCAUCGCACACGAAAAAUCAUCCACCACUCAAUGUUCUAAAACACACCCUAAAGAAGAACACGUACAGCAAGAAAAUAAAACAGGAAUAACUGGUACUGUUGAAGAGAAAAAAGUGGAGGAUGAAUGUAAUAAUGAUAAUAUCGAAAAAAACAUAUCUUCUCCUUCUCCUGAUAUUUGUGAAGAAAAGGAAACGAGACCAAAGUGUCCCUCCAACUCGUCCCACGUCAAAAUUAAAAAUAAAAAGCUAUUCAAUAAUAAAAAAAAUAAAAUUUGCAAAGUAACCACCGUAAAACCGAUAUGUGAUGAAUUUCAUUUCACACCAUAUGAAUCAGUGGAUUCUAAUGGAAAAGUAGUCAAGGUAAACGUUGGGGACUUGUAUGUGGACAAGAAGAACAAUGUUGAGUCCAAAAUAAUUGAAGUUCCUUUCAAAGAAACAUCCUUAACAAUGAACUCAUCAGAUUCGGCUUUUCAACAGUUGGGUGAUGAGUUCGGCGAUGAAAUUUUAGUGGAUGAAGCGAAGACUCUAUCUGGUCAAGAGGCCAAAAAGGAAACCAAUAAAAUAAGACGGAAGUUGGGUCAUGUUUCAAACCAACCAUAAUAAUUUGUUAUUUUGAAAUUGAAUAAAGUCUAUUUCAUGAA
Coccinella septempunctata (seven-spotted ladybird) is the source of this 3751-nucleotide messenger RNA. RefSeq names its product A disintegrin and metalloproteinase with thrombospondin motifs 12-like. The transcript has 17 exons. Gene Ontology annotation, cellular component: extracellular matrix. Gene Ontology annotation, biological process: proteolysis; extracellular matrix organization. Gene Ontology annotation, molecular function: metalloendopeptidase activity. Bases 90 to 3710 code for a protein of 1206 amino acids. The record is from RefSeq and is a predicted model, not a curated record. NCBI's taxonomy places the organism in Eukaryota, Metazoa, Arthropoda, Insecta, Coleoptera, Coccinellidae.